Molecule: messenger RNA, 642 nt
Organism: Paracoccidioides lutzii Pb01
Exons: 1
Coding region: 1-642 (213 amino acids)
Cellular component (GO): cytosol
Molecular function (GO): RNA binding
Source: RefSeq, a predicted model, not a curated record
AUGAGGCUCAUCCGUAACGUAUUGUGCCAAACUCUCCAGGAUCCCAAUGAUAUAGAACCCUCAUCAGGGGAAGAGGAAUCCGAAGAAGAUGAGGAUGAGGAAUCUGAAGCAGAUUCCGGCCCCUCCAAAGAGAUGACCCGUGAAGAACGCAAAGCUGCCGCCAAGGCCAGAAAAGAGGCCGCCAUCGCCAAAAAGAAAAUUGUUUUGCCAGGUGAACUACCCCCUUCCGGAGACGAAGAUGAAGAUGAAGACAUGCCCGCAAAUCCCAACCAUACUGCCAAAUCGCGAUCCCAAGCCGCCAAGAGUCCGGCGGAAACUAAUGGUGAAGCUGUAACCGCGAAAUCUGGGAACGGUCCACUAUCUCGUAAGGAGAGGGAGGCAGUUCAGUCACAGCAGGCGCGUGAACGAUAUAUGAAGCUGCACGCGGAAGGCAAGACUGAAGAAGCUCGUGCUGAUCUUGCGCGGCUAGCUAUUAUCAAAGAGCGUCGUGAGGCGGAAAAGGCGCGCAAGGAGGCUGAGAAGGAGGAGCGGGAGGAACGGGAGCGUGAAAAGGCUGAGGCGAAGUCUAGGGAAACUAAAAUGCGGGAGGCCGCUCUUGGCCCUGGUGCGAAGGGGAAGAAACUCAGCCCGAAGAAGAAAUGA